UUGGCUAUUAGGUUGUCAUCAGAGAGGAAGCGUGUAGAGCAGUCAGUGUUACAGACUGAAGGAGAACAACAUAAUGUGUGAUUAGUGUGCUGCAGCAUGUACGUAUGCUAUUACACCUACCCAGGAGGAUCGCACCACAGCCCCGCCACUGUCGCCCCAGCCCUUACCGCUGCACCGCAGGCCGCCACUAUCCCUGUCACUGAACCACUGCUUGUGCCCGCCACCCAGACAGCUCUACCCCCCCAGACAGGAAUCCCUACCCUCACCACUCAGUUCCCCAUCACAGUCUGCAGAAAGAGAACAUCUGACGACCUGAUGUCACAGUCACCCAUGGUAACCAAUGGGACGAGCCCCCCUCACCUAUCAGGCUCCGACAAUGACGCAAAAAAGGUAAAACUGGAACAGAAUUCGGCCAAUGGUCCGUCCCGAGUCGUCCACAUUCGGAGUUUACCUCCGGACUGUACAGAGGCUGACGUCGUCCAGCUGGGAAUGCCGUACGGAAAAAUGUCCAACGUCUUACUGCUCAAACAGAAAAAUCAGGCUUUCCUGGAGUUUUUAGACGAGCAGGCUGCCGUGACAAUGGUCAGCUUUCAUCAACAGAACCCUGCUCAGAUCCGAAUGAAACCUGUCUAUGUGCAAUUCUCUAAUCAUAAGGAGCUCAAAACAGAUCAAGCUCAUUCAUUUCAAAAUGCGACAGCCCAGGCAGCUCUCCAGGCGGCGUCCGCGGUGAUGGGGGGCCCAGCAGAGGAGGGACAGAAACGCACUACGCUCAGAAUCAUUGUAGAACACCUUGUUUACCCGGUGGGGAUAGAGGUCUUAUACCAGAUCUUCUCAAAGUUUGGCAAGGUUUUAAAGAUGAUCAUUUUCACCAAAAACAAUUCAUUCCAAGCACUGAUUCAGAUGUCAGAUCCUGUGGCAGCAAACGCAGCAAAACUGUCUCUGGACGGACAGAACAUUUACAAUGGCUGCUGUACUUUACGGAUUGACUACUCCAAACUUAACAAUCUCAACGUCAAAUACAACAAUGACAAAAGUCGAGACUUCACGAAUCCGAACCUUCCGAGUGGGGACCCAGGGUUAGAUCAGGCCAUGCCGUUCGGAGGUUCAGGAAGCCUGGUGACGUCGGUGGUUCCGGGGAUGGGAGCGGCCCCACUAACGGCGUACGGCGCCACCGCCAAUAUGGUGGGCGGGACACCUGUAUAUGCUCAAGUACCCCAGAUGUCUAACUACGGUGUGCCGAGUGCUAUGGGCGCCGCGCGGUUGAUGACCUUGAAUGCUGCGGCAGCAGGAAAUGCGGUGCUACUAGUCUCCAAUCUGGAUGAACAGAAGGUUACGCCCGACGCUCUCUUUACCCUUUUUGGGGUGUAUGGUGAUGUGCACAGAGUAAAAAUUCUGUUCAACAAGAAAGACAACGCCUUGGUGCAAAUGGCUGAACCCCAUCAGGCACAGCUAGCGAUUGCUCACUUAGAUAAGGUGAAGGUUUGGGGUAAGAGUAUUCGUGUGACGCAGUCCAAACACACACUGGUUCAGAUGCCUAAGGAGGGACAACCAGAUGCAGGUCUAACAAAGGACUUCACCAAUUCACCUCUCCAUCGCUUUAAGCGACCGGGAUCCAAAAACUGUCAGAACAUCUUCCCUCCUUCAGCAGUGCUGCAUUUAUCCAACAUUCCACCCAACAUAGAGGAAGAUUUCAUCACAGAUGCCUUCUCACAGCACGGCCAAGUCAAGGCAUUUAAAUUUUUCCCGAAAGACAGAAAAAUGGCACUGAUCCAGAUGGCCUCAGUUGAUGAAGCCAUCACAGCCCUCAUAGCUAUGCACAACUACCCCCUGAGUGACACGAACCACCUUCGAGUCUCAUUUUCCAAGUCCACCAUUUAGUUUGUGAAGAGUGCAGCAAUUCAUGACAUUAUUAAACAUUGUUAAGAAUGGCCUCCCCUUAUAGGGGGCUCUGGUGGUAUAUGUGAAGUGCCUUUAAGUGGUAAUGGCAUUGGAGUUUUUACAGAUGCCAUGUUGAAUGUGCAAUGAUCUCACAUUUACCAUAUUCGUCCAGUGUGGUAUAAGGUGGUCACUGGGACUGGGGAUCAGUCUAACUGACCAUUCUGUAUACCACACUGGACCCCCAGGGGUCGAAUUUUGUUCAGUUUCAAUUUUUAAUAGUUGAUUUAUUUUUUAUUGUUGAAAUUGUUGGUCAACUGUUUGAUAUGUUUAUGACCAGGCACUUCAGUAUUUUUCAAUGUCCCACACAAGAAAUCCAUUUAUAUAUAUAUGAAAGCCUGGUCUUCAUUGGUGCUGAUUUCAGCAUUCAUAUCAACUCUAUCAUCAGCUUUAACCUACCAAAGGACAGACUGAUGUGUCCAAACAUUCAGGGGAACCGAAUCAUUCAAUUUACUGUCAGUUACCAUAGCAAUACAACAUGGCGGGGGGUAAACUGCUGUCACUGACACAAACAGGAUCUGAGGGAUAUAUGGGAACAAAGUCAUUUUUUUGUACUAUGUUGAUGUUUUGUAGCUUUUUUAUCAAGAAGGAGAUGUUUUUAUUUAUUUUACUGCUGGUUUCUGAUUUUUUUGAGAGCCACAGUUCCGAGAUGUUACAGAUCAACUGUUAAGAUAUUACGACAUUUUUGUAAUAAAACGAAUCAAAAUUA
This is a messenger RNA of Saccostrea cuccullata (small rock oyster), 2644 nucleotides long. RefSeq names its product polypyrimidine tract-binding protein 1-like. Gene Ontology annotation, cellular component: nucleus. The record is from RefSeq and is a predicted model, not a curated record. NCBI's taxonomy places the organism in Eukaryota, Metazoa, Mollusca, Bivalvia, Ostreida, Ostreidae. Gene Ontology annotation, biological process: mRNA processing; regulation of RNA splicing. Gene Ontology annotation, molecular function: mRNA binding. Bases 97 to 1878 code for a protein of 593 amino acids. The transcript is spliced from 18 exons.